Molecule: messenger RNA, 1168 nt
Organism: Tricharina praecox
Lineage: Eukaryota; Fungi; Ascomycota; Pezizomycetes; Pezizales; Pyronemataceae
Product: NADP-dependent oxidoreductase domain-containing protein
Exons: 3
Coding region: 137-1105 (322 amino acids)
Cellular component (GO): cytosol
Molecular function (GO): aldose reductase (NADPH) activity
Source: RefSeq, a predicted model, not a curated record
GGCAAGCCUAAGUUGCAACUUGCAACCCCUCGCCCCGCCAUCCAUCGCUAUAUAUAAAGUGCCCCAUCGAGCGGAGAUGGAUUCAUAUUCUAUUCUACAGUUCAGCGAACAGAAACACAAUACCGCAUAGUUAGCAAUGGCUUCGACUUACUCCGCCUCCAUCACCCUCAACACCGGUGCGAAGAUCCCCGCCGUGGGACUCGGCACCUGGCUCAGUGCUCCCGGAGAGGUCCGGGAGGCCGUCAAGGCCGCUCUGCUGGCUGGAUACCGCCACAUCGACGCCGCCGCCAUCUACGAGAACGAAGCCGAAGUCGGCGCCGGAAUCAAAGACUCCGGCGUUCCGCGGGAGGAGAUAUUCCUCACGAGCAAGCUAUGGAACAACAGCCGACUAGCAGCGGACGUUCCGCUGGCGCUCGAGGAGUCGCUCAAGAACCUCGGCACGUCCUACCUAGACCUGUACCUGAUCCACUGGCCGGUGAACUUCGCGUCGGGCGCGAACCGGUUCCCGCAGGACGCCACGGGCAAGAUCGCGCUGGCCGAUAUCCCCAUCGCUGAGACGUGGAAGGCCAUGGAGGACCUCCUGGCGACGGGCAAGGUCAAGGCUAUUGGGAUCAGUAACUUUAAUAAGAGGCGCAUCGAGGAGCUGCUGCAGACCGCGAAGGUCACGCCUGCCGUCAACCAGAUCGAGGCUCAUCCCUGGCUGCAGCAGCACGAGCUUAUGGCGUACCUCAAGGAGAAGGGUAUUCAUGUUACUGCCUACUCGCCGCUGGGAAACAACAUCUACGGCAAGGCUAGAGUCCUGGACGAUCCGGCUAUCAAGGCUAUCGCCGAGGAGGCGGGCACGAGUGUGGCGCAGGUGUUGAUUGCGUGGGCUGUGGCUAGGGGGACAAGUGUUGUGCCGAAGAGUGUACACGCCGACAGAAUCGCCAGCAACUUCAAGCCAAUCGUGCUCUCAGAAGAGGCAAAGAAGAAGCUGGACAGUCUCGACAAGAACCAGCGGUACAACGACCCCAUCGAGUGGGGCUACGAUGUGUUUGACCUGCACAAGGAGGAGGAGCUCGUGACUGCCAGCGACGAGUACGCUAAUUCGCACCCGCUGAAGUAAAAUGGGGUUUCUCUGCCUGCCUGUCUGUACUUGACUGUAGCUAGGGAUUAGGAGCAAUGGAAC